AUGUCAACGUUUUCACCCGUGCACAGUUUACAUCACAUUGUCACCUCAGCAUCAGAGGUUAGACACGUUGAUCCACAACACAAUUUAGGAGAUGUCGAAUUAUUGCACCAAAUUGGUUACAAGCAAGAGUUGAGACGUCAUUAUUCAACCAUACAAGUUUUUGGAAUAGCGUUUUCAAUUAUGGGUCUUCUACCCAGUAUUGCCUCAGUGUUCAAUAUUGGUAUAGCCUCUGGACCGGCUGGUCUUGUCUGGGGUUGGUUUAUUGCUAGUUUCUUCAUCUUUUGCAUUGGAUUGUCAAUGAGUUUCUUGGGUAGUGCCAUACCAACCAGUGGAGGGUUGUAUUAUUACACAAACUACUACUGUCCCGAUACAUUCAGAGUCCCAUUGAGCUUUAUGAUCGGUUGCUCAAAUUCACUUGGAUUGACUGGUGCUAUUUGCAGUAUCAGUUUUGGGUUUGCAACCGAGGUGUUGUCGGCUGUUUCAGUUUCAAAGGACAAUGAUUUUAAUAUUACCAAUGCAAAAUCAUAUGGUGUAUUUGCUGCUUGUAUUGUCCUGUGUAUGGUCAUAUCCUGUUUAACCACCAAGCAUGCUGCCAAGUUUCAAACAGUAUCAAUUUGUGUCAAUGUAUUCUUGGUUUUACUAUUCAUCAUUGCAGUACCCGCUGGCUUUGGAAGACAUCAUAGUUUCAAUGGAAGAGGAUUUAUCUUUGGCACAUAUGAAAAUUCAAGAGAGUGGCCCAUUGGAUGGAGUGCCAUAAUGUCGUUCAAUACAGCAGUUUGGACCAUCGGUUCAUUUGACUCAGUUAUCCAUUGCUCAGAAGAGGCUUUGAACGCACAAAGGUCUAUUCCUGUGGGAAUCUUGGGAUCCAUCUGUGCUUGCUGGUUCUUGGGAUGGGUAGUUAUUGUUGUUUGUGCUGCAUGUAUUAAGGAUGGAAAUGUUGCUCGUAUUGUUGCAGCAGAAACCGGCUCACCUUUAGCUCAAAUAAUCUACGAUGCAUUGGGAAAGAAAUGGACUGUGGCUUUCAUGUCGUUGAUUUGUGUGGGUCAAUACCUUAUGGCAAUCUCAUUGACAAUCGCAUUAUCGAGGCAAAUCUGGUCUUUUGCAAGAGAUGAUGGCUUACCAGGGGUUUACAAGUGGGUGAAGUAUGUUGAUCCAAAAAUCAAAGUACCAAUCAGAGCAACCAUAUUUGCAGCCAUUUGCGCAUUGGUGAUUGGCUGCUUAUGUCUUAUUCCAGGCUCUGCCGGGUCAGGGGCAUUGUUCUCGUUGGCAAUUACGUCCAACAACUUAGCCUGGGGUAUGCCUGUAUUUCUUGUGUGCUUACCCUACGGCCGUAAAAAGUUCAUCCCAGGACCAUUCCAUUUUGGAAACACAUUAACAUUCAUCAUCAAUAUAAUUACGGUUUUGUGGAUUGUCUUUGCCAUCAUUAUGAGCAUGUUCCCAGAGAAUAGGACGGUUGACAAAGAUAGCAUGAAUUACACAUGCGUAAUCAAUGGAGGAAUUUGGUUAUUGUCAGUUAUUUAUUAUUAUGCUUGGGCUUGGAGAACAUACACUGGACCAAAGAGUAACCUUGAUGGCACAGAAUCAGAUUAUGAGGAGCAACAUAGUGUUAAAAAUGUUGAUGAAGUAUUGGGAGAGAAAGCGUGA
Lodderomyces parapsilosis is the source of this 1644-nucleotide messenger RNA. RefSeq lists its product as uncharacterized. The transcript has a single exon. NCBI's taxonomy places the organism in Eukaryota, Fungi, Ascomycota, Pichiomycetes, Serinales, Debaryomycetaceae. Gene Ontology annotation, cellular component: membrane. Gene Ontology annotation, biological process: transmembrane transport. Gene Ontology annotation, molecular function: transmembrane transporter activity. The record is from RefSeq and is a predicted model, not a curated record. Bases 1 to 1644 code for a protein of 547 amino acids.